Molecule: messenger RNA, 3278 nt
Organism: Callorhinchus milii (elephant shark)
Lineage: Eukaryota; Metazoa; Chordata; Chondrichthyes; Chimaeriformes; Callorhinchidae
Product: leucine-rich repeat neuronal protein 1
Exons: 2
Coding region: 460-2610 (716 amino acids)
Molecular function (GO): protein binding
Source: RefSeq, a predicted model, not a curated record
CCAGGGAGACAGAAGGCAGCGAACCUUCUAGGAUGCGAGUUUGAUUAAUUCGCCAUUAAAAGAAGAUUUAGGGAAAGGAGUUAGGUAGCUGGGACCAAACCCCAGAAGGCAGAGUAUCAAUCAAUCAAUCAAUCAAUCAAUCACUUAAAUGCAAUCCCCUGCUCUCUUUGGAAGUCGAAUUAUGUGAAAGACACUCUCAGGAGGAAAUCUGGCACUAAUGGAACAGCAUGGGCCUCUGCCUGUGAAGUGUGGUUGAUAUCUCGGAGCUGGUGCAAAAAAAAACCUUGCCUGUUUUUUUUAAUCUUCUUGGGUACAACAAACAGAAAAUGCCCUCUUGACAUUUAAGAGCUCAGCAAGUUCCAGGCUGUUGAUUCAAUGACAGCUCAUCCCAACGAUCGCUAACUGCUCUGCGAAGGAAUCUCAAUUCUUCAGUCGGUUGCAAAUCAGAGAGAAAAAAAAAUGCUUCUAAAGGAAUAUUUGCUUAUUAGCUUGGCGGCUGUUUCCUUAACUCAGGCGAUACCGUGGAAAGUCAGAUGCCCGCAUUUGUGUGUGUGUGAGAUAAGGCCUUGGUUUACUCCAAGGUCGAUGUACAGGGAGGCUCCUACAGUAGACUGCAAUGACUUUAUGAUGUCUCAAAUCCCAGACAACCUGCCCGAAGGAACACAAACUUUAUUACUGCAGAGGAACAGAGUGGAUAAAGUCACGUCGAGAGAGCUAAGUUACCUGGUGAACCUGACUGAGCUAGACCUGUCCCAGAAUGCUUUCUCCAGGAUCGAAGACUUCACCUUGAAAAACACAUCACAGCUCUUGGUGCUCCACUUAGAAGAGAACCAGCUGACUGAGCUAUCGGAAGAUUGUUUUUCCGGCCUCACCAACCUUCAGGAACUCUACUUAAACCACAACCAGCUGAGCACCAUUUCUGCCGGAGCCUUCAGGGGGCUGCAGAACCUCCUUCGACUCCAUCUUAACUCCAAUCGAUUGAGAAACCUUGACAGGCUUUGGUUUGAAGCCGUACCCAGGUUGGAGAUCCUGAUGGUAGGAGAGAAUACAGUGGACGUGAUCCAGGACAUGAACUUCAGGACUCUGACCAACCUGCGAAGCUUGGUAUUGACUGGAAUGGGCCUGAGGGAAAUCUCAGACUAUGCCCUUGAGGGCCUGGAGAACUUAGACAGCAUUUCGUUUUACGAUAACAAGUUGGUCACGGUGCCUAGGAUGGCACUACAGAAAGUCCCCGGUCUCAAGUUUUUGGAUCUGAACAAAAAUCCCAUUCAAAGGAUCCAACAGAACGAUUUCACUGACAUGCUUCAGCUCAAGGAGUUGGGUAUCAACAACAUGGAGGAACUGAUCUCCAUCGAUAAGUUCGCUUUAGACAAUCUCCCAGAACUGACCAAACUGGAGGUGACCAACAACCCCAAGCUUUCGUACAUUCACCCCAAUGCAUUCCGCCUCAUUCCUCAAAUGGAAACCCUCAUGUUGAACAACAAUGCGCUGAGUGCCUUAUACAAACAGACCAUCGAGUCUCUGUCCAAACUCCAGGAGAUCAGCAUCCACAGCAACCCCAUCCGAUGCGACUGUGUCAUCCGUUGGGUGAACACCAACGAGAACCACAUCCGCUUCAUCGAGCCGCUGUCCACCUUCUGUGUGGAGCCACCGGAGUUCAAAAGACGGAAUCUGAGAGAUGUCCCUUUCAGGGAAAUGGCCGACCGCUGCCUCCCUCUCAUCUCCUCCGGCACGUUUCCCUCGCACCUCGAUGUGGGAGUCUCAGAAUCAGUCUCUCUUCACUGCCGGGCUUUUGCUGAACCCGAUCCGGAGAUUUACUGGGUGACUCCAUCCGGUAACAAGCUUCUGGCUUACACCGGCACCAGCAAAUACAGAGUGCGGCCUGAAGGAACUCUGAGGAUCUUAAACGUGACGCUGGGUGAAGCCGGACUCUAUACCUGUGUGGCUCACAACCUGGUUGGGGCUGACACCAAAAGUGUUGCCAUCAGAGUGAAUGGAUUCUUUCCAAACGGUAAUGAAAACAUUGAGUUCUACGCGCAGGAGGUGGGAACGCACCACAUCCAGGUCUCAUGGACAACCACCUCGAACAUCAUAUCGUCAAAUAUCACUUGGUCCACCCUGGCAAACAACAACAACAACAAUAGUUUGCAAUCCGCCUUCUCAGCUCGGCUCCUAGCUGGCAUUCACAGAUAUAACCUGACUCAUCUACAGCCCCUAACUGAUUACUCCAUCUGUCUCCGUGUGUCGAGUGCGAGUCUCCACGCUGAGAUAUCCUGCAUCAAUAUCAGGACCAAAGCCACCACCUUUCCCACUGUGGCCAGCGAGGCAAGAACACAAUUUGUCACGGGCUUGGCUUCCUGCGUGCUGUUGGUGGCAAUAAGUAUCUUAGCCCUUCACAGUUUCAGGUCCACAAGAAAGACACUCAACACAGAGCAUGGCCCUUUGACAAUAUGCAUGCAGAAUAAGGAUUCAUCUCUCUCCCUCCACAUUAUCUAUCCUCCAUUCGUCAAGCACUGGGAGCCGGAGAGUAACCCGGACAAAACGAUAGCACUGGAAAUUCAAUCCACCGUUCUGGGCUCUCCUGACGCCAAACACGACGAAGCCAAUUGAGGCAACGGUGAAAGAGCUCGGGACAGCAAGAGCCAGCGAGGCGAUGGGACCACAUUAUCAUUGUGGGGACUUCAGCCUAAAACCGGUCAAAGGAACAUCCAAGCGGUGUGACCACUGAGACAACAGGAAACUGAAACAAGAAUUAUGGUCCCUAGAUUCUUUUUAGACUAAGAAGACCAAGUGUUUUGUAGGACGCUCCCUUCUCUGUCCCAGCUGAUGUUAAUGUCUUGUUUCUGUGCCGGGUUUCUGGGCUCCAUUUAACAGGAAGCGUAUAUUAAAAAAANCACACAGAUCCAAGGGUUCAGAAGUGUGCUCGGUUUCUUAUGUAAACGCGUUUGUGGCCGUAUUGAUGGGAAAUGUGCUGUUUCGAAGACUUGGAAUUCGACUCGGAGCCUUUACAACAAUUUUAUACAGGGAAGUAUGUGCAUAUUUUUAUAAGUUCAGACUGUAAACAUCAGAUAAAAGGUUCUGGCCUCCUGUGUUUGAUCUAUCGCUAAGAAGGAGAUUCACAAUGUCGUUCCUAUUUAAGCCCCUUUAAGUAUUUGAGAGAAACUGUAGCAGCUUUCAGACUAUGGCAUCGUUUUUUCUACCAUUGCUACGUUUAACUAAUUUUCUGUAGAUUUCCUGUAUCGCUGAUUACUGAUUAAAAUGCUGGAGGUGGAAAAGCA